Messenger RNA from Haliotis rufescens (red abalone), 1977 nucleotides. RefSeq names its product serine/threonine-protein phosphatase 6 regulatory ankyrin repeat subunit C-like. The transcript has 5 exons. The record is from RefSeq and is a predicted model, not a curated record. The coding region runs from base 107 to 988 and encodes 293 amino acids. NCBI's taxonomy places the organism in Eukaryota, Metazoa, Mollusca, Gastropoda, Lepetellida, Haliotidae. Gene Ontology annotation, molecular function: protein binding.
CUGUCUUACCCGCAGUCAAUCAUUGUGAGUCAAACAGAGGACAAGCGAGGCCACUCUUCGUGUUGUGGGCGCAGAGAAACUGAUCACACGACCAGCUUGUGCUGUGAUGGCGUCUACAAAGAAAUCAACAAACCCGAGACAGAACUCCAGAGUGCUGCCACUACACCAUUAUGCCUACAAGAACGACAUCGAGGCUAUCAGGAAGGCACUGGCCAACAGUUCCACUGACAUCUGCGCAAAGGACAUGAGCGGCCGGACGGCUUUAUUUGUCGCCACAUGUUUCUCUCGUGUUGAGAUAGCCCGGAUGUUGCUAGCCUUGGGCUGUGACCCAAAUAUUGCCAACAAUGAUGGCGAUACACCCUUACAUGAAGCAACGGAGAAGUCGAGUUUACCCAUGGUUCAAUUACUGCUAAAAUCAGGUAAAUGUAAACUGGAUGCUGAGAACCGGGAUGGACAGACGCCUUUGAUGAAAGCGGCCUUCUUUGACUACCUGGACAUCAUGAAAUGUCUUCACCUCAAAGGCGCCAGCAUCGAUGCGAGAGACGCAAGAGGGAAAACAGCCCUGUUCUACGCCCUUGACGAAGGCAGCGAGAAGACGGCGAUAUACCUGAUGAAGAACAAGUGUGACGUUAACGUCAUGGACAAUGGAGGUCACAGUGCCCUGUAUGAAGCAAUUCACUCGCAGUUCUUUCACUCAACUGAGUGUUUACUGCUGCUGGAGAGCUCAGGAUAUGACUUCAAGAAAGAUUCCGUUUGGCUCGAAAAGGAAGAAAAAAGUUCAAAGUUCUACAAACUUGAUGAUGCGUACCAUCGCUUCUUGAAGUCUGCUGGUGUUUCUCGGAAUACAGGAGAUUUGGUAGUGCCACUGAAGUACAAUAACGACCCCUGGCGCAUUCCGUACACCGUGGUCCUUGGUUCUACCAGCCACACAACGUCGCCAAAGCCGGCACGAGCUGCUACCAGGAACACUCUCCGGCCUGUGGUGUGACCGACAGACGUAGCCUGGACGGGGUGUUUUCUACCUGACAACAAGAGAUGGACUAGAGAGUCCAGCAGCGGACACUAGUCAUAGAAGACGAUCACAGCAACUGACUACUGGUAGAAGAGACAGCCAACUCUCCCUCAAAUGACCAUUCCCUCAUUUGAAUGAUGUGAAUGACCAAGUUUCUAAACAUUUCAAACCAUUUGGUUGUACUGACUGAAUGAAAGUGGUAGGCACGCAUUUGCCAAAUGAAUGAAAGAGUUUGAGCAAAAUUCCAGCUUUAUCGGGGCACCCAGAAUAGUUUUCAUUCGUUGUACCCAUGUUGGUGAUCAGACCCGGGUCUUCAGCGCGAGAGCCAACUCUUUAACUGCAUGCAUGGCUAACACUCCCCCCUUCAUCCCCGGUCAUAAUCCCGGGGAACAGUAUCGCAUGAGAGAAGAAGACGAUUUGAACGAUCAAGAAAGGACUUUAGAAGAUUGUUGAAACGAGACAGUAUCGUGGUUGCCUGACUAUUGUAUGCCUUCAGUAAUGUAAUGUAAGGGCCAUCUUGAGUUGGAGACACACAUGUCAUUCAUACAUACACGUUUUGGGGGUUGAAACGAGGAUCCGAUCGACACAGUAGAGAUACUGUCCUGACGAGACGAGACGCCUGAUUACACGCUUGUCUACAGUUUUGUGUACUCCUCCAAGCAUGGACAAAUGUCACAACAAUGAUUGCCUUGUACUGGCUUGAACUAAAAUGAAAGAAUGAUGCAUCUAUUGCUUCCACAAUAACACUAUAGUAUCCGGGAUGCAGCUGACGAGAACAAUGUGUCAGUGUUCAUCUUUGUCCAGCAAGGCAGAGUUGACAAUGUGCAAUAUGUAUCGCGAUUGCUUGGGUAUUGGGGCGUACCGAGUAUUGAGGUUAUAUGUUUAGACAUCAUGUUGUACAUGGUAUUCUCUUAAUAAAAGGUCAACAAAAAAAGUAAUGGCUGAAUGUUUGCCACAUAUUUCCA